GAGCAGGUCCAGAUUAUGUGUAGCUUCAUGUACUUCUGGCUCAAUUCCAUCUGUGGCUGCUGACAGCACUUGCUUGUCUCUGUGCCGGAGCGUCCCGAGGCAGCCCGUUUCAGCCUUAAAGGGCAGCCCAUUUCGCCGUAGCUUUUAAGAAGUGAAGCCAUUAUGCUGCUAUCGAAAAGAUUAACGCAAGCUCCAAGACGAUACUACGAUGUAUCGCAGCAGCUGAUGGCAAGGCCGGUGCUCAGGGGACACCGCCAUGCCACACACACUGCCCCCACUCGGGAUUCUGUGCUUGCCCACGCCUAUGACGACGACGAUGACUACGGGCGGGGCGGCCGCGGCGGGCGCUCCAAGCAGACCAACCAGAAGCGCCAGAAGGGGCGCGGCCGUCGCGGCGACGAAGGCGAGGACGAUGAGUGGGCCAACGCCUCGCUGCUCGAGGGCGAGGGCGCGGAGCAGUCCGAGGAGGUGGUCAUCCCAGGCAUGACCUCAGCCGCACCCGCAGCGGAGCCCAGCAGCAGUGGCAGUAGCAGUGGCGGCUGGCAGCAGCAAAACAACAACACCGGCCAGCAUGGGGGGCGUGGUGGCGGUGGCGGCGGCAGGCGGGGCGGCCGGGGCGGAUACGGCGAGCGGCGCUGGGAUGGUGGUGAGGCGCGACAGAGCGGCGCCAGAGCUGGAGCGGAGGGCGGCACGGAGGAGGGCGGCGCUGGGGCGCCUCGCGGCCAGUACCAGUCCCAGUACCGCGGCGGCGGCUAUGGCUACGGCGGCCGGGGUGGUGGCUAUGGAGGCCGGGGCCGGGGCGGCGGCCGUUACGGCGGUGCGGAGGCCGUCACUGGCGCUGGCACGGCCGCGGGGGGUGGCGCCGGCGCUGGCGGCGAGGAGCGGCGCACGUACAGGGGCCCGCGUGAGGCUCUGAGUGCGGACGAGGUGGCGCAGCGUUACGCCAACAACGAGGCCGUGCGCACUGCGGCUGACUGGCGGGCUCUGGCUGCGGUGCUGGCGGAGCGCGGCGGCAGCCUGGACGGCGAGAACAUCUCCAACAUGAUGUUCAGGGUGGCUCGCGAGGGCAAGCCGCCCGCAUCCGACGCCGCCGAGUUUGAGGCGCUGGUGGCGGCGCUGUACGGCUGGGUGGCGGCGCUGGCUCCCUCGCUACGGCCCAAGCAGGUGGCCACGUGCCUGUACGCGGUGGGGCGGCUGGAGCUGUUCAACGCCGAGCUGGUGGAGGCGCUGGCGGCCAGGUCGCUGGCGCUAAUGGGCAACUUCAACUCGUGGGAGUGGUCCAACAUGGUGUGGGCCUUCAGCCGCAUGAGCUGGUCGCCCGGGGAGGCCUGGCUGGGACAGUUCGUGUUCUGGUCUGAGAAGCGGCUGGGCGGCUUCAAGCCCGUGGAGCUGUCCAACACAGUCAGCUCACUGGCGCGACUGGGGUACGUGCCGCCCGCCGCCUGGCUGGAGGCAUUCGCGGCAGCAGUGGCCAAGCAGGCUCCCGAGUUCAGCACUCUGGAGACUGUGAACACGCUGUUUGGCCUGGCCAGCCUGGGCUACAGCGGCGGAGCGGACCCGGGCGCAUGGCUGCAGCCGCUGCUGCUGGGGAGCAAGGCGCCCGCCACUGCCUACGGGUCCGGCGGCGGCGGCCGGCUGGGCAGCGGCGGCUCGGCUCUGGGCGCGGUGGAGUCCAUGCGUGUGGCUGACCUGACCCGCACCACCUGGGCCCUGACGCAGUUCGACUGGCGGCCCUCUGAGGAGUGGCUGGCCGCCGCCACCAAGGCCUUCACGGGCCAGCUCCGCUACUGUCUGCCCUCCGACCUGGCCACCAUCUCCUACUCCCUGGCCUACCUGCGCGCCAGCCCACCGCCCGACGCGCUGCGGCUGCUGGCCGCGCAGCUGAGUCGUGCCUGGGGGCAGCUGUCAGGCGACGAGCUGGCCAACGUGGCCAUGAGCCUGGCGCUGUGGCAGUACAGGCCGCCCAGCGACAGGUGGCUGGACGAGCUGGUCCUAGCCUGCCGCGACAAGCUGUCCAGCGGCGGCUGCUCACCUGACGGCCUGAGCAAGGUGGUGUCGGCACUGCCGCUGCUGGGGCAGGGCUACCGGCUGGGGCAGGUGGUGGCGCAGGCGCAGGCGCUGCUGGACGGCGCUGCCGCCGCGGCCCCGGCUGGCUCGGGCGAGGAGGCGUCUCCUGAGGCGGAUGCGGCCAGUGGCGCGGACACAGACACCACAGCCAUGUCAGAGGCCUGAGGCGCCGGGCCGCUGCACGCAAGCAGUGCUAGGCGUGUCGAUGUCGGCAGUGCCUAGCCUGGAUCCCGCGUAGGCGGCUUUUGAGGGUGUCGCACCAGAGGCGUUGACAAGCGAGUAGCUGCAUCAGUGGGAUAAGCGGAAGCUGGUGACCAUCUUAAUGCUGGACAAAAAGUCCAUAAGAGAUGCCCGCCUGAACUGCUUCUGAGAGUGGGCCGCGGCAGGGGUUGCCGGACAGGGAGGGCCUGCACGGAGCUGGUGUAUGCGUGCCAACAGACGCCACUGUCCUGGGCCGUGCAGACACGAUAUUCGGAGUCACAUCAUCAGGAUACUGAUGUCAUUGCGGUAGCUGGCGCUGGAAGACGACGAGGGCUAAGUCCCCUCUUCUCUGUCCUGAACAGCAAGUCCAAUCUUUGCUCGCAGACCGCGGUGUGUCGGUGUGGUCACGGGUGUGGUGCUGUCGCCUGGCCGGGCGCCCGGAGCGUGAGGAAUGCGCAUCAGCAAACUUCUCGCCAGCCAGCAACUCGUCGGUACAGUAAAUGCGGCGUCUGACCAGCCGCGCAGCCCUGCCCUGCCGUUGCAAAUU
Messenger RNA from Chlamydomonas reinhardtii, 2815 nucleotides. RefSeq lists its product as uncharacterized. Gene Ontology annotation, cellular component: ribonucleoprotein granule; mitochondrial matrix. Gene Ontology annotation, molecular function: RNA binding. The transcript is spliced from 13 exons. The record is from RefSeq and is a predicted model, not a curated record. NCBI's taxonomy places the organism in Eukaryota, Viridiplantae, Chlorophyta, Chlorophyceae, Chlamydomonadales, Chlamydomonadaceae. The coding region runs from base 163 to 2232 and encodes 689 amino acids. Gene Ontology annotation, biological process: regulation of mitochondrial mRNA stability; chloroplast rRNA processing; mitochondrial RNA processing.